UCCCCUUCGUGCCGUGCUGUCUGACCCCGCCCUCGGCAAGAUGGCGGCGCCCAGGUUGGGUGCGCCUGGUCUCCGGCUCCUGAGUAGGAACUCGCGUCCCGGGAGACUGUUCAUUCCCAGGUCCAAGCCGUUUUGUUCCAGUGCUACUACCUCUAGGCCCCUGAGUGCUCAGAGGUUGGCAGAGAAGCUCCGAGCCCAGAAACAAGAGCAAAAGACGAAGAAAAUACCGGUCCCUACAAACCCCGUUCAGCGGAGGGUGCAGGAACUAGUGCGAUUCACACAGCAGCUACAGCGAGUUCACCCCAAUGUGCUUGCUAAGGAGCUGAGCCGAGGAAUUCUCCACCAGGACAAGGACCUUGUGGUCAUUAAUAAACCCUAUGGUCUCCCUGUCCACGGUGGCCCUGGAGUCCAGCUCUGCAUCACUGAUGUCCUGCCCAUCCUGGCAAAGAUGCUUCGUGGCCACAAGGCAGAGCCUUUGCAUCUGUGCCACCGUCUGGACAAAGAAACCACGGGUGUAAUGGUGUUGGCCUGGGAGAAGGAUAUGGCACAUCAAGUCCAGGAGUUGUUUAGAACCCGCCAGGUGGAAAAGAAGUACUGGGCCAUCACUGUGCGUGUCCCCUUGCCCUCGGCAGGAGUCGUGGACAUCCCCAUCGUGGAGAAGGAAGUGCAAGGCCAGCAGCAGCACCACAAGAUGACGCUGGCUCCGGGUUACCGUAUGGACAAUGGGAAAAUGGUAAAGGUGCGGGCCAACCGGAAUGCCCAUGUUGCUGUGACUCAGUACCAGGUGCUCAGCAGCACUCCCUCUUCCGCCCUCGUGGAGCUGCAGCCUAUCACUGGAAUAAAACAUCAGCUUCGAGUUCACCUGUCUUUUGGGUUGGAUUGCCCAAUCCUUGGUGAUCACAAGUACUCAGACUGGAGUAGGUUGGCCCCUCAGAAGCUUUCUGCUGGCACACUGAAGAAGCUGGGGCUGCAGCAGGCAAAGGCCCGCUAUAUCCCCCUUCACCUGCAUGCUAGGCAGCUCGUCCUGCCUGCUCUGGGCUCCAGAACAGAGGAACUCCUCCUGGCCUGCAAGCUGCCUCGCUUCUUUGCAUGUUCUCUGCACCGUCUGGGUUUAGAGAUACCAAAUCAGGAUCAAAGCAGAGACAAGGAGGCCAAGCGUGUAGAAGCGCCAAGCGUGUAGACGCACAAUGAAGACUGUUGGCCACUUUGGCCCCGGAGCUCUGCUGUAGUCCAUGGAUUGUGCUACCUUCUCAUUUGGAACAAACUACAGAAGAGCCAGCUGGGAUAAGGUGAAGAAACUUGGCCACUUCAGGACUUGAAUGGAGAAUGAAGUCGGAUUUCCUACCAGUUUGGCUGUAAUGUGGGAAAGCCUGCUGGAAGUCUCUCCUCGAUAGGUCUCUUUGCCAAGAUGGAAGAGAGCCUAGGACCAGACAGAUUGGCCCAGUAAAGGAGAACCAAAGGAUGGAGUCUGUGGCCAGGACCUGUCUUCAUCCAACAGGAGGAAAAGCUUCUGAGCCUUCAGGAGUGCUCCCUUGGAAAGAAUGUCUCGGAUAAACGUGCAUCAUGGGACCCAGGGAUUUUGUCAGCUAGAACAUGGGUGCCAUGCUGGGAACCUGUGAAAGGGUUGUUUAGGUGAGGUAAUGGUGGGCAGCUAACCUAAGUGAGUAAAGCCAGGAGGGUGAAAGGCGGUGAUUGGGACAAAGACCAAGCACACACACUGUCUAACGAUUAUUAGCUCCAGCUGAUGGUUGCCCUGUGGGCAGAUUUUCUGUUUUCUUGUAGAGAACCAUGAAAUCUAGAUAUUUCUGUGAAAUCUCCCAACCUGUUGCCAACUAAAUAAAAACAUUCUAAAAAAAAUUUUUUUUUGAGGUUACAACCCCCACUAUCUUUCACAUUUAUGGCCUCUUUUUCUUUAAUUGUUAUUGCACGAGAGAGUGUGUGUGUGUGCGCAUUCCUAAAUACAUAAAUACAACCUGAUAAGUCUAUAUAAUGCUACUUGUAUAUAUGUUUUCAGGGCUGACCAUUUGGUAUUGGAUAACCAAUUGGUGUGCUUUGUGGUGAUAUAUUGUGUACCCUAGUAAAUUUGCCUGAAGAUCAGAAAACCGAACAAGCCACUAAGUUAAACAUAGACACCAGGCACACACCUUUAAUCCUAGCACUCAGGAGGCAGAGGUCUGUCUGGAUCUCUGUGAGUUCAAAGCCACCCUAGACUACAUGAGAUUGACUCAGUCUAGGAGAGAAACAGAGCCAGGCUGUGGUGGCACACAACUUAAUCACAAUUAUUGGGAGUCACAUGCCUUUAAUCCCAGCACUAGGAAAGUUGAGACAGAAAAUGAUAUGGGUGGGCAGAGAAAGGUAUGUAAGGCAUGAGGAGACAGGAACUAAAGUCUUUUAGCUGAGGAGUCCUAGAGGUAAGAAGUGGCUUGUUCCUU
Molecule: messenger RNA, 2432 nt
Organism: Peromyscus eremicus (cactus mouse)
Lineage: Eukaryota; Metazoa; Chordata; Mammalia; Rodentia; Cricetidae
Gene: Rpusd4
Product: RNA pseudouridine synthase D4
Exons: 7
Coding region: 41-1180 (379 amino acids)
Biological process (GO): pseudouridine synthesis
Molecular function (GO): pseudouridine synthase activity; RNA binding
Source: RefSeq, a predicted model, not a curated record